CGUGGGCGCACUCGGCGGCCUCCCCGCCGUCGCCGACGCGGUUCGGAGGAGGGAAUGGUGCCCAUACCGCUACCCCUCGCCCAUUUCCCCCAUAUAAUUCGAAUGAGGAAAAGACUUUUUGUGUAAACUACUCUUGAAGAGUCCUCCUGUGGAUGGACAUGCCCGACUUAACCCGAUCGCUGCCACUGAAUAUCUUUCGACCACGAGCCUGGCCGUCUCGACGGCAGGAGGCUCCGGAGAGCACGCGCGCAAGCACGGAGCCCCCGGACGUCCGUGGCGGGGCGGCCUCGCCGCCGGCGCCAGGCCCCUCUUCCUGCACGCCGCCCCUCCGCGCGCGUCGCGCGACUGGGAGCGGUGCGGGGAGCGGGCCUGUCAAGCAGAAGGAGGAGGGGGAGGAGGAGGAGGAGGAGGAGGAGGAGGAGGAGGAGCGAGGCCCACACCGAGAGCGCCAACGAGGGCCGGGCGCCCCCCCAAGGGUCACGGAGCCCCCCGGGGGCCCGGAUCGCAGAUCCGCUCGGGCGCCAGCGGAGAAGCCGCCAGCGGACGUCCGAAGCUCGGUGUCUGCGCGGCGCCCGGGCCUCCCGGAUGAUCUUGGUCUUGACGGGUCCGACCGGCUCCUCGUCGUCCGCGGCCAUGGCGGGAGGCCCCGGCAAGCGGACAGCGGCGAGGAGAGGCCGGUGCCGACCGAGGAAGGCGGGGCCAGUGCCGCAGGCAGGCAAAAGGCCCGCCCCCUGGAGCCCGCUGCUGCGCU
This is a messenger RNA of Prorocentrum cordatum, 751 nucleotides long. The record is from the annotation of a GenBank genome assembly. Lineage: Eukaryota; Dinophyceae; Prorocentrales; Prorocentraceae.